CAUAGUAAUCAUAUUGUAAUGAUACAAGCACAUCAAGAUGUCCUUCAGAUCAUUAUCAAGAUCAUAGUAGCUGAAAUACAACAAAAAAUCAUUACUGAAAGCGGAAAAUGCAGUCACUACUUCGUUUCCACCAAUGGUGAAGGUGCUGAAGAGCUGCAUCUGAACACUGACCACCUUCUGCGUCGAUUGAUGGCAGCGAUGUGGGAGGCGCACGGUCGGGCCUUCCACGGUUACGAGGUGGUGGGUAUGGAAAAGCUACCCCCACCAGGGGAAGGUGCUUUCCUCGUCUAUUAUCAUGGCACCAUACCCCUCGAUGCCUAUUACUUCAUCGCAAGACACAUCAUUAAGCGGGAUCGAUUUGCAUUUUGCAGCUUUUUUGAGUGGUGUUCAUGUAAA
Messenger RNA from Hydatigera taeniaeformis, 396 nucleotides. NCBI's taxonomy places the organism in Eukaryota, Metazoa, Platyhelminthes, Cestoda, Cyclophyllidea, Taeniidae. The record is from the annotation of a GenBank genome assembly.